Messenger RNA from Monoraphidium neglectum, 1362 nucleotides. RefSeq names its product acetyl-CoA synthetase. The transcript is spliced from 15 exons. The record is from RefSeq and is a predicted model, not a curated record. Gene Ontology annotation, molecular function: acetyl-CoA synthetase activity. Bases 1 to 1362 code for a protein of 453 amino acids. Lineage: Eukaryota; Viridiplantae; Chlorophyta; Chlorophyceae; Sphaeropleales; Selenastraceae. Gene Ontology annotation, biological process: acetyl-CoA biosynthetic process.
AUGCAGCGGCUGCAAGUGCUGGCGAAGCAGAUUGCCCCGGACGGCGAGGCGGGCGAUGCACUGCAGCGUGCCCCGGCGAGCUCCACGCCACAGUGGGAUGCAGACCACCAUGUGCACAACUUUGACACGCGGAGGGGUCCCGUCCACAUUCAGUGGUUCAAGGGCGGCAAGACCAACAUCACGUACAACUGCCUCGACAGAUGGGUCAUCGCCGGCAAUGGGAACCGCGUGUGCUUCAUAUCCGAGGGGAACAACCUCGGCCACGAGAAGACCAUGACGUACCAGCAGGUCCUCACGGAGGCGAACUGGCUGCGCGGCCAGGGCGUGCGCAAGGGCGACAACGUCGUCCUCUACCUCCCAAUGAUCUGCGAGCUGCCCAUCGCCAUGCUGGCCUGCGCGCGCAUCGGGGCCAUCCACUCUGUGGUGUUUGCCGGGUUCAGCGCCGAGAGCCUGGCUCAGCGAGUCCAGGACUGCGGGGCGCGCGUCAUCAUCACCGCCAGCGCCGUGAUGCGCGGCACCAAGAGGGUGGGCCUGAAGGGCAUAGUGGAUUCCGCACUGGAGAUGGCGCGCGGCAGCGGGUACAGCGACGUGCGGCGCGUGCUGGUGUACGAGAAGAGCGCGCUGCCCAGGGAGGAGACCCCCUGGACGCCCCACCGAGACUGCUGGUGGCACGACGAGAUCAGGAGCCGCCCAGAGUUCUGCUCGCCAGAGUGGAUGGACGCGGAGGACCCUCUGUUCAUGCUCUACACAUCAGGCUCCACCGGCAAGCCCAAGGGCGUCCUGCACACGGUGGGCGGCUACAUGGUGCAGGCCGGCAUAGGGACAAAGUACUACUUUGACUGCAGGCCAGGGGACGUCUACUGGUGCACCGCGGACUGCGGCUGGAUCACGGGCCACACCUAUCUGACCUACGGCCCCCUGCUCAACGGCGCCACGGUCGUCAUCUUCGGCUCCACCCCCGCGUACCCAGACCCGGGGCGCUGCUGGCGGCUCGUGGAGAAGUACAGGGUGCGCAUCUUCUUCACGGCGCCGACCCUGAUCCGCGCCCUGAUGCAGCACGGUGACGAGUGGGUGACGUCACACGACCGCAGCAGCCUGAAGAUACUGGGGACCGUGGGGGAGCCCAUCAACCCACACGCCUGGGAAUGGUUCCACAAGGUGGUGGGUGAGGGGCGGUGCCCCAUCAUCGACACCUGGUGGCAGACAGAGACCGGUGCCGCCAUGAUCAGCCCCAUGCCUUUCGCCUGGGAGACCAAGCCCGGCAGUGCCACGCUGCCGUUCUUUGGAGUGGAGCCUGUGCUGCUGGAUGAGAAGGGGCGUGAGAUACACGGCGCGGGCCAGGUGAGAACGGGGCGAGCUUGA